GCUUAACCUUUGUCGAUGGUUCCUUCUCAGGCAUGCGAGAGGCUGAGCGAAAGGGUGCGCAGUGCUGUCAUCGGAGCUGCCUCAGUAUAUUAUCAGCUCCCAAAGAGCCAAGGGAAGACCCUGAACAACGCUGUCCGCUGCGCCACAAUCCAGGUGGUGGAGGGGAUGAUUCGGGUCGUAGAGGUUAUCCUUCGGACUCCCCAGGAAAGUCUGUCUCAGGAGCAGCUUAUCUCAACCGGAGGCGUUUGGGAGGCCUGUGACCGAGUUUCCUGCCUGCCACAUGACAACCAGCUGGCGGUCACGUUGGCCAUUUCUUCCUGCCUGGAACUUAUCAGGGACGCGCUGGAGGAGAUGGAGCAGAUGCAGGCUGAGGGAGGAAGUUCUCCCGGUGACCUGCUGGAGGUUGAAGAGCUGGGCUUCCCAGGAAACAGGGACCUUUCUUGGUCGGACGCUGAGUGGCAGCUGCUGGGCCCCUGCAAGGGGCUGGUGAAGGCCACCAAAGCUGGCUUGAGGAAAGUGCUGGGGGCUGUGAGAACUCACGGCAAAGCAGACACAAAUGAGCAAGUGGGUCAGCUGGACGCCCUGGCGGACGCUGUGGCUGAGCUCAGCCCCAGCGUGGAUGAAUUGGUGCUGAGCCUCUGUCCGCCUGUGAACCAGCUCACUCUGCGGCUGAACGCUGGGAAACUGGCUUCGGUGUUAAUGAAGAUGCUGGAAAUCACCAGGACGAGCCACAUCUGCCCUCCCUCUGAAGAGAACUGGGUGCAGUUCCUGGCUGGAGCAGUGGAUCACAACAUGGGCAAGAUCAGGGCCUUCACGCAAGACCUGCUUGGAGACCCAGGCCCAGCAGGGGAGGAUUGGCAUGGGGGUGCAGGAUUGGGAGGCGCCUGGGCCAAGGAGCAGCCGUAGCUCUUUUAUCCCGGCUGCAGGCAGUAAAGGACCGCGGGGCUCAGCGGAGGAAGCUUGUAA
Messenger RNA from Python bivittatus (Burmese python), 966 nucleotides. NCBI's taxonomy places the organism in Eukaryota, Metazoa, Chordata, Lepidosauria, Squamata, Pythonidae. The record is from RefSeq and is a predicted model, not a curated record.